Molecule: messenger RNA, 318 nt
Organism: Cercocebus atys (sooty mangabey)
Lineage: Eukaryota; Metazoa; Chordata; Mammalia; Primates; Cercopithecidae
Gene: CUNH7orf76
Product: chromosome unknown open reading frame, human C7orf76
Exons: 4
Coding region: 1-318 (105 amino acids)
Source: RefSeq, a predicted model, not a curated record
AUGUAUUGCCAGGACCCCAACGUUUGUGCAGUGUUUGCUGUACUAGGAGGAAAAGUGGGAAGAAAGCAUGGCAUAAAAAGGGGGAGGAGACCCAGCAUGAGAAACCCAGCUCAGCAGGCCAGAGGACCCUGGAUCCAUGAGAGUAAGCAUCCGGCCUUCGCAAAGCAACAGAUAAACUUGGAGAUGCCCAGCUCUGGAGUGACAACAGAGCGAGCCUGGGUGUGCAGCUCCACCUCAAGAAAAAAGAAUUGGGCUGGGUCCCUGACUCUUCCCACUGCUCCACUGAGCCCCGCACCAUCCUUGGUGCCAGCACUGUGA